This is a messenger RNA of Mya arenaria, 2113 nucleotides long. RefSeq names its product prolyl 4-hydroxylase subunit alpha-2-like. Gene Ontology annotation, molecular function: L-ascorbic acid binding; iron ion binding; procollagen-proline 4-dioxygenase activity. The record is from RefSeq and is a predicted model, not a curated record. Lineage: Eukaryota; Metazoa; Mollusca; Bivalvia; Myida; Myidae. Gene Ontology annotation, biological process: peptidyl-proline hydroxylation to 4-hydroxy-L-proline. Gene Ontology annotation, cellular component: endoplasmic reticulum. The coding region runs from base 104 to 1693 and encodes 529 amino acids. The transcript has 2 exons.
UCGGCAAUAUACUGUAGAAAUGCAUCGAGUAGGAGUUGAUCAUAUUAUAAAAUAAUAAUAUACCACCUUUAAUAGUAGCGUUUCAGUAGAAAAUCAACGCAAAAUGUUUCAACUACUAUUGUUAUUCAGCUUUUUUAUGCCACUUUCUUCUGAAAUAUUUUCGUCCAUGGCAAAAGUAAAGGAUGUGCUGGAACUUGUUCAGGACUAUGACGUUAAAGUGGAAUUCUUCGACAACUACAUAAGAGCUCAGGAGCAGUAUCUUGAAUAUCUCAGCCAAAUUCUGGAGGUCGCUGAAAACAUUGACCAGCUCUUAUCGAAGGACCUGAGUCCGGAACAUCCCGCUGUUGCAUUCAGGUACUUCCACGACAUGAACGUUAUACACAGACUUAAGAAUAAGGUAGAUGUGUUCUUGGACGAGGAAAGAAAUAAUAUGCAGUUCGAUUCCAAAGAGCUGCGUGAUUUUGUUGCCGAACUACCAACGGAAGAGGAUCUGAACGGAACUGCUUUAGGGAUCACAAGAUUGAAGGCUACCUAUAAAAUAAACGUUUCUGAUAUCGCAAAUGGUGUUAUCGCAAACCGACCAUCCCGUCCGUUGACAUUGCCAGAAAUUUUAGAUAUGAUACAGUACACAUAUAUCAAUUUCGUAGAGGUAAAAGGCGGAAACAUCCUUAAAUUUGGUCUAGAUAUGUUAUAUUAUUUAGACAGAACAUGGACACAGUUAACAGAAAAAGAAAUGGUGGAUAUUUUAACGUUACAAUUAAAGAUAUUGUCCUUUGGAGGCUGUAUCUGUACUCAUGAAUAUAAGCACUUACUCUCAAGUUUGAUGCUGCUGGACCCUAAAGUAGACGAUCCUUCAAAUACAAACUGUAUUUCUUUAACGCGUACACCCGGCUGCCAAUAUCAUCGGGAGGAAUUUGCAUUGGAUCGAAUUUUUGAAACCUUUUACAAGCUGUGUCGGAAUGAAGCGGUUAAGCCAAUCGCUGCUGUGGCGCCCUACCUUUCCCAACAAAGACAUCUUGUCUGCAAAUAUGUCCACAAUAACCAUCCUUAUAUUAUUCUUCAACCUGUGAAGAUAGAGUAUCUGAAUGAAAAUCGACCUACAGUGGCCAUUUUGCAUGAUGUUGUGUCCCGGAGGGAGCGCACGGAUCUUCGAUUACAUGCACUAGACUUUUUGAAGAGAGCAACAGUGACAACAAAGAAAGGUCAGGUGCCGAGUCCAAACAAAAUCAGCCAAACAAUGCUUGUCAAAAAUGCAAUUGUAAAUAAAUAUUUUCCUCGUUUCCGUCAGCGCCUUGUAGGUGUGACUAAACUUGCUUCAGGAAGCUUUGAGAGCAUACAAGUCGGGAACUACGGCCUUGGUGGCGGCUAUAACAUUCAUCUUGACUUGCUUUUUCCGGGCGUAAAACACAACUUUACAGACACAACGAAUAAUCGCUUGACCACGAUGGUUACAUAUCUUACUGACGUCGAGAACGGCGGGGCCACCGUGUUUCCUGAUUUAGGAUUACGUGUUCGUCCACAGAAGGGCAGUGCUCUGAUGUUCUUUAACCUGUUUCGCAACGGCACAUCCAAUAACUUUACUAAGCAUGCGUCCUGUCCUGUUCUGUACGGGGAUAAAUGGAUAGCCAACCAAUGGGUUCUACGGAAUGGUCAAGAGUUCGCGUACAAGUGUGAUCUCUCGAACGAGUGGUAACUGUUUUUGAGAUGAUAAACUUACUAUAUUGAUGUGUGUGCGUAUGUGGAUGUUUGUUUGUUGUCCGGCGCAAGUUGAAAAUGUUCGUGUCUCGAAGUAUCAAUAAUCUUACAUCAGAUUAAACUGCGAGGUGAAAAGAGACACACUAUUUGUAUAGUAUAGAAUUUGCCUCUUGUUCAUUGGACACUCUUUGAAACACAUCCAUUUAACUGAAGGGUGGUUUUAAAAGACAAGGUUUACAGUAUGCUUAAAUGGAUUCACCACUAAAACUUAAAACUGAUUUAAAUAUUGCUAGUUAAUACUAUACCAUUAAACCAAGAUUAAGAUAGCGUAGAUUGUCAGUAGUAUAUAAAUAUGUGACGAAUUUCAGAACAUAUAUACGAUGACUCAUGUUUUAAUGAAUAAACUGCAAUGAAACCA